Gigantopelta aegis is the source of this 5994-nucleotide messenger RNA. RefSeq names its product protein PHTF2-like. Gene Ontology annotation, cellular component: endoplasmic reticulum. The record is from RefSeq and is a predicted model, not a curated record. Bases 583 to 3822 code for a protein of 1079 amino acids. NCBI's taxonomy places the organism in Eukaryota, Metazoa, Mollusca, Gastropoda, Neomphalida, Peltospiridae. The transcript has 17 exons.
CUCUCUAAACCAGAUACCUCUAAAAACCAGACUUUUUACUUGGUCUUGAGGGUGUCCGUUUUAGGGGAGUUUCACUGUAUGUUAUAUAUUCGAACAAACAUAUACACUACAUAUAUAGCUAACAUACACACUACAUCUAUAGCUAACAUACACACUACAUCUAUAGCUAAGUUCAUGUGCUGCAAAUUUUAACAACUGUCAAUUUUUGUAUUUUUAUCUUAAGUGAUUUAGCAAAAUUUUCUACUCGCCCAAAGCUAGCCAUGAAAAAUAAAAAUAAAGUGCAUGGUUGUAUUUAGUUUUUUGGGUUUUAAUGUACAUUUAGCUUUAUUUAAGGCAGAGAUUUUAAAUUUCAGAUUUUAGCAGUGUUGCUCUUCAUGACUUCAUGUAUUAUCGGUUCUGCAUACAUUCGUUGUGGAAUUUUAAUUUGUUGACAGCACGAAAGAGAUCGUAAACAAUAUUCGCCUGAUUUUAAAAGUAUACUGAGGUAGCUGGUGCUGCUGUUACCAGGGAGGAAAUCACCCAACAACAAGCUGUAUAGCGUGAGCGGUUGCUAUAACUACUGGACUGGCCGGUGGGCCAGGAAUGGACAAAGUCCACAAUGCUGUCGCCUGGUAUCAGAAAAAAAUUGGAGCUUAUGACAAACAGUUUUGGGAGCAGUCAGUUGAGAAGAAACUACGGAAAGGUCAAACCAAUGUUCACCACGCAUCAAAGAAAAUUGUUCGUCUCAAGACAGAAUUCAUUGACGUCGAUUUAAUAAGAGGGUCAACCUUCUCCAAGGCUAAGCCUCAAGUACCAUGGAUCUACAUCACCAGGAAGACGACCGUCAGACUGGUCUUUCUGCCACUGUGCUUCAAGUGGUGGGUACAGCAGACGUCAUGGAAGUUCUACUUCCUGCUGCUGGUGUUGUACUUCAUGCAGGUCACCAGCCUGUGCAUCUACGUGCAGAAUGUCGGCAUUGUGAGUGGUAUAGAAGACGAGGUGUCUCUGACGGAGGUGAUGACGCCGAUGGUGCUGAUGAUGGUGCUGGGCUUCAUCCACACACAGACGAUGCUGUCGCACUACUCGCACAAGGCCCUCUACCGUGACUGCAAACUCAGCAGACGUUAUCAAAAGUCAAAGAAGCGAAAUGACGCUGGCACGGUGACAGGAAGUGGCCAGCAUAAUAAAGAUCAGUCGAGGUCACGUGACUUGCAUUCAAAGACCAAAGCUAAUCGUCAACGAAAUAUUAACGUCACCAGCACAGAAGACUUGGACCAAGAACUUGCCUCUUCGUCCGUCAAGGCUAGAAGCAGCUCAUCCCGUGAAAAAAUCAAACCCAACAGUUCUACGUUUGUGUUAAAUAAAAACAAAGUCCAGUGUCAUCAAGACGAUACCUCGUUAAAAACUGACGACAAGUGCUCAAGUAGUGGCCUUAGUUCUAACAAGGUCAAAGAAGCUUUAAGCCAGAGAGAGACUGGUGUGUACAGUAAGGAUGUUUUAGACAAAGAAGCGAGUCAGAGAGAGACUGGUGUGUACAGUAAGGAUGUUUUAGACAAAGAAGCUUUAAGCCAGAGAGAGACUGGUGUGUACAGUAAGGAUGUUUUAGACAAAGAAGCGAGCCAGAGAGAGACUGGUGUGUACAGUAAGGAUGUUUUAGACAAAGAAGCGAGCCAGAGAGAGACUGGUGUGUACAGUAAGGAUGUUUUAGACAAAGAAGCGAGCCAGAGAGAGACUGGUGUGUACAGUAAGGAUGUUUUAGACAAAGAAACAAGCCAGAGAGAGACUGGUGUGUACAGUAAGGAUGUUUUAGACAAAGAAACGAUUCAAAGUGCCAACCAACCAGAAGGUGUGCCUAUGUCUUCAGAGAAUCAUUUGGAAUCUCGUGUCCUAGUCGACGGUGUACAAUUCUCCGACGACGAUGCGUGCAAUGGUAGAUUCGAGGUGUUGUCGGUCGAUCAACUGGACAUAAAUGUUGUUUCCGGGGAGACUGCAUCUCAUUUAGUCCUUCCCCAGAAUACAACAGGAGAAAUACUCACUUCCGUUGAUGCGACAGUGAUGUUGAAUGACAAUCUGACAACUGAACUGAACAUUCCUCGGACUAGCACGGGAGAGAGUUUAACUCCUGUGGGUCAGACAAUGGGGGUGUUAAAGGAAGAGCUAAUGACUGAGGUGAACUCAUCGUGGAAGACGUUAGAGUGUUAUAAAAAACGACUUCUGGAAGAAGACAAUUUUGCCGACACGGAGCACGCUUCUGACGAAUGUCCCUCGGACACUGAACCUGAAUCGGGAAGUUUUAACGGGUCAAGUGCCAAUGAACCGGAAAUAAUUGCGUGCAAUGAGAGUUGUGUCAAAGAACAAGAUGACUCGACUCAAAAAUGUGUCGAGCGUCCUCGAGAGUCGUGCAAUAGUGAGAAACACGUGGAGUUGAAUGUUGUCGAUCAGGAACGGUCAGUUACAUUGUCGGGGACGAUACUACGUCGGCGACGUCGCAUCAGUGCUAGUCGCAGUGCGGAUAUCGGCGAGGUCAUGAGGUCGCGGAAUCUGCCGAUAUCGCUCGGGUUACAGAAGACAUUCAGAGAGUCGACGAAACAGAGCUCGUCGGAGAACGAAACAACACCCACGUCCGAGAAAGAGAAUAGGGUGAGCUCUGAAGAGUGGGAGAAUCGCAUGCACUCUGACGUGACGACAUCUUCAUCGUAUUCGUCGAGUUGUGGAUCUGAGGCCGAGGGUUCGGAGUCGGGGGAGAUGAACUCGUUCGGCGAACACAAGUCAGGCUGGACCGCAAGCAGCUUCCACGUCAUCAACCUGCUCCAACCUCCCACAGCUUCAAACUCAGGUGUAGGAACCAUGAACCCUCCAGAUGAAGUGAGCUGUGUGAUCUGGGAGGGUAACGAGUGUAGGAAGGUUGACCUGACGGCGUUUGACAUCGGCUGGGCCAUCAUCGACAAGGUGGACAACAUCCCCGAGAGUUCGGACUACGUUCUGAUUGGCAUCGUCUUCACCCUCAUCAUGGGCUGCUUCCCGCUCGUGUUCCGCGCCUACAACAUCAAAGAUCUUCCAGUCAUCUGGUCCGUUGAUGGAAUCCUCUCCGUCUGGCAGAUGAUCCAGCUCAACUCAUGGAGGCGUAAUUUUCUCACAAUCAAUGGUGUUCUACAGCGACUGUGCCUUAGUCUCAUCUUCUUCUUCCUCUUGUCAGUGGCAGAUCGAACCUUUAAACAGCGACUGCUUUACGCUAAACACUUCUGCUACCUGACAUCAUCGCGGCGAGCGCGAAAGUUCGACAUGCCGCACUUCCGGCUCAACAAAGUGCGCAACAUAAAAAUCUGGCUUUCACUCCGGUCCUACCUGAAGAGACGUGGACCCCAGCGAUCUGUUGACAUCAUUGUCUCUGCAUCCUUUCUGGUUGCCGUCAGUCUGGUAACGCUGAUGUGUCUUAAGAUGUUGAAGGACACUGACACCUACCUGGACUACAUGUGUAACUGGGAGAUUGUCAUCUGGUGUCUGGCGCUCGGAACCUACCUCCUUCGCUUCAUGACGCUCGGACUCAAGAUCAACAAGAAGUACCGCAGUCUGUCCGUUCUCAUCACAGAACAGAUCAACCUCUAUCUACAGAUGGAGCAGAAGCCCCACAAGAAAGAGGAACUGAUGUUGGCCAACAAUGUGCUUAAACUCGCGGAAGAACUACUGAAAGAGUUGGAGAGUCCCUUCAAGAUCUCAGGGUUUUCAGCCAACCCAUUCAUCUACAACGUCACAAAGGUUGUGGUGCUGUCAGCAUUUUCGGCCGUCCUCACCGAGCUGCUAGGAUUCAAGCUGAAACUGUACAAGAUCAAGUUCAAGGCCUAGUGGCAUGUGACAAGUUUGGAUGCAAGUGACAUGCUUGGAUGUUAAUGAUAUGUUUGGAUAUUAGUGAUAUGCUUGGAUGUUAAUGAUAUGUUUAGAUGUUAGUGAUAAGAUUGGAUGUUCGUUAUAUACUGGGAUGUUAGUCCCUUUUUUGUGGUGGUCCUGUCAACAUGUUCAUCAGUCCUCCUGUCAACAUGUUCAUCAGUCCUCCUGUCAACAUGUUCAUCAGUCCUCAUGGAGCUUCUAGGAUUCAAGCUGAAAUUGUACAAGAUCAAAUUCAAGGCCAAGUGACAUGCUUGGAUUCUUGUGAUAAGUUUGGAUGCUAGUGAUAAGCUUGGAUGCUAGUGAUAAGUUCGGUACUAUUGAUAAGCUUGGAUGCUAGUGAUAUGAUUGGAUUUUAAUGAUAUACUUGGAUAUGUUAUAUUUCAGCUUUUUAUCUGUUUUCAACCUUUUUUGGUAUAAAAUUAUAAGACAGAAAAGUAGACCGAAUAUUUGAUCUGAAAUGCCAAAAAGGACGUUUAUUUAACUAAAUUAGUCUUCAUUAUCAUAUUUUGCUUUAAAGAACAUCGGUUCAUGUAAAACGUUGUGCCCUGCAUUCAUUGUUUUUAUAACAUCAUACAGACCUCAUCAUGUUCACUGCCAAAUUAGCCAAUUGCUAAUUUUUAUACAAAGUCGUUACAACAUUUAGUUUUUGGCUAAUAAAAUAUUCCUUAACCACAUUUUAAUAAUUUUCAAGGAUUUACUCCAUAUAUUUGAAAAUUGGCUAAACCAAAUUCAUUCCAGUGUGAGCCGAGAUCUUAGUGUGAGAUUUCAAGUCUGACAGGGUGAAGACAGUCAUUUGUACAUUUUCAUUGUGAUAUUUUUAUAAUCUGUCUGAUGCGGCGGUUCAUUUCAAACAUCUCAUCAUCAUCAGAUUUGUAACUCCGUAUAUGAAAAUGUCAACAGUUCAACUGUGUAGCAGUUCAUUAAAAUGUAUUCAGUGCACAAAUAGUUAUUAAUCAAUCAUAUUUAAAGGUCUGCUUGUGAAGAUAUCAUCCAAAAAUUACUUACAAUUCAUCUUUCAAGAAGCAGACAUUUUAACACCACAUCAAAGCAAUUCAGUUCAAUACUCAAACUUUCCGAAAACCACCUAAAGUGAAAUAUUUCACUGUGCAAUAAGUCCUGUAUCUGGUUGUCUGUUAAUUAGAGUAAUAGCCAUCAUAGGUUUUUCUUUCUUUUGUUUGUUAUGUUUAAUGACACCACUAGAGCAAAUUGAUUAAUUAAUCAUCUGCUAUUGGAUGUCAACCAUUUGGAAACCCGUUAAAUAUUUCUCAUAUCUUACAGUCGGGGUUCAAUGUUGGUUGUAUUCGUCUGUUAACGUAGAGAAUAGUGUGUUGAUAAUAAGCAGUUAUGGCACCGAUAUGAGACCGAUACGAUGUUUCAUGUAGCUGUGGUCGAUAUUUACUUUUUGCACUCCAUUGUUCUCAUCACAGAGCUAUAACUGUGUUAUUACUUCAGAAAUUUUAUUUGAAAAAUAAAGACACAAACUAGCAAUUGAGCAUUUUGGAAAAUAUUAUGCACAAGUAUAAUUGCACUAUGGCGUCAUACAUGAAACACAAGGUCAUCUGUAAGACGCUACAAUUUCCAAUAGCAGUUGUCGGUCUGUGAUAAGGGGAUUCCCCUUUCAUAGUGCAGUAUCUUGAUUUAUGGGUUCACAGCACAACAGAGCCGUGCAAUACGGUCUCAAACGGAAUCGCACAUGAACAUGAACCAAUGGGAAGUCAUGUAGUGUAUACAUUAGGUAAUAAUAUACAUGUAGGUUAUCAGCUUUAUCAUGUGAAGGAGAGUGUUCAUUCUGUGAGUCCACCUGUUACUAUUAAUAUUUUGUCUAUCCUACACCUCAUCAAAAAAAUGGAGGGAGGAGGGGUGGGCUAUCUUUAUUCCUAAAUUUUAAUACUAAAAUAUUAUGCAAUAAAGCAAAACAAGAAAGCUUUUUACAAUACCCUAAUUGUUCAUACUCCAAUAAACCUAAGAAAUAAAAGUCUUUACUUGUUUACACUGGCAGAAAGAAACAUAAAAAUGGUUUGUUUAAUGACACACUCAACAUUUUAUUUACGGUUAUAUGGCAUCAGACAUAUGGUUAAGGACCACAAAGAUAUUGAGAGAGGAAACCCGCUGUCACCAUUUCAUGGGCUA